Silurus meridionalis is the source of this 2479-nucleotide messenger RNA. RefSeq names its product BCL10 immune signaling adaptor (gene bcl10). The coding region runs from base 727 to 1467 and encodes 246 amino acids. The transcript is spliced from 3 exons. Gene Ontology annotation, biological process: positive regulation of extrinsic apoptotic signaling pathway; canonical NF-kappaB signal transduction; apoptotic process. Gene Ontology annotation, cellular component: CBM complex; cytosol. The record is from RefSeq and is a predicted model, not a curated record. Lineage: Eukaryota; Metazoa; Chordata; Actinopteri; Siluriformes; Siluridae. Gene Ontology annotation, molecular function: transcription coactivator activity; protein kinase B binding; kinase activator activity.
AAUUUGUGGUGUAUUUGUUUGUUAUAAUAGGCUACAAAUACUUUUUAAGUGCAGAAAUAAGCGAUCGAAUGAGGUUUCGGAACGGAUUAAAUCACUUUUACAUUCAUUCCUAUGGGGAAAAUUACUUCAAACGUACGAGUAAAUUGACCUACGAGCAAUUUUCAAGAACGAAUUCUGCUCGUACAAUAGGGUUUUACUGUAUCUGGACUUCUACUUAAGUAAAGAAUGUGUGCACUUUCGCCACCUCUGCAAUGGCUAUUGUUAAAAAUUCAACUGAAAAAAUCUAAAUGUAUUAUUUUGUAAUAAAGCUUGUUCACAAAUCACCUCUUACAAGAGACUGAAACCACUCUUGAUUAACUACCGUAUAGAACUAAUUAUCACAAAACAUCUAAACAACAUCACAAAAUCAACAAGUCCUAACUUGGUAAAUAAAAUAGUAGACAAAAGUCAGGAUCCAUAUUCAGUGUCGUGGCUCCAGUCAUUUACUGUCGGUGUGACCCUGAUGGCUUUCCACAUCCGAACGCUGUUUCGGAAUGACGUCACUGGGCUCGAUGAGGAAGUGUGGAGAGAAGUUGACAGUGCGGCGGUUCCUCAUGUUCCGGGCUGCAUUUAUCUUUAAUAAAGUUCAAGCGCUUCAGUGCGGAGUGUUCUGAACUACUGAGCUGUAAUUAGUGCUCCAUUUAACAGUAGUCAUUUAGAGAGAGCAGUUUGUCCAGGCUGAGCGGGAUGGAGGUCCUUCACCUGACGGAAGACGAAAUGGCCGAAGUCAAGAAGAACGCUUUGGAGUCUCUUCGUCCAUAUCUUGUGGAGAAGCUGAUUGCAGAGAGACACUAUGAUUACCUUCGCUCGAAGAAGAUCCUGACACGAGAGGACACUGAGGAGAUCAGCUGUAGGAGCACACGAGGAAAACGUGCAGGGAAAUUACUCGACCUCAUCGCUGAGCAUCCGCGAGGCCUGGACACGCUGAUCGAGUCAAUCCAGCGCUGCCGAACGCUCAAUUUCAUCAUCACCAAGAUCACAGACGAGGUGCAGCGCUGCAAGAACGAGAAGAUCGAGGCACUCCGAGGCAUGUCCAGCUCCUCCAUGAAGGAUGCAUCUGGAGCCACUAACAACCUCUCAAAGGCAGACUUCUAUGAUUAUGAUAAGUGCUCCACUGUUUGUCUCCACCCUGAUGGGGAACGAAGUCCCACCUCUUCUGUGAUGAGCAGUUCUAUGAACUUCUCGAUUGCAGGGAAUCGUCAGAGGGGGCAGGACUGCGUAUCCGUCAGCGGUAUCGCCAGUCUAACAACCACAUCCAGCCUUCCCAAACCUGGCGAUCCUGGAGCCCCACCUCUCCCUGACGACAUCACUGUGGAAGAUCAGGAUGCAGAAGCAGGUGCUUGUGGGAGCACAGGAAGUAGUGGGGAUGCUAACUUCCUGCCGCUGCGUUCCCGUUCCUCAAACCUGUCUGUGGGCAACACACUCUGAGAAGGAAAAUACAAUGGCUGUGUUUCAGUAACUUAUUUAACGCACCCUCACUGACUUCCCCGGUCUUCACCUAGGCUUCCUCUAUAUUCACCAUUUUGGCUACACAAAAUUUCCCCUAAGAGUGUGUGUGUGGGUGGGGGUGGGGGUGACGUGUCUAAACCAAUCACUUUAUUCAUACUAGAGGAAAAUUCACAAAACUCUUCCUGAAGGUAAAUGAAUAAAUGAUGAUGGUGUGGUGGUCUUCUUCAGGACUGCUUGUAAGGAGCAGAUAAAUCUAGACUCUGAAAAGCUCAGGUGAUAAACUGUGUGUAGAAUAAUGAGCAAUCCUAAUCCCAAUCUUAAUUCUAAAGAUAAUUCCAAUCUGUGCCCUCUAAUAAAUCUCUUGUACCUCGGUCCAGCUUUCUUGAGUAAAAUCACAGCCCUUUCUGAUUGUAUGUCAGUGAAAAACUGAACUGAAGUCAGAUGUAGGAACUAAAGCGAGUCCAAAGCGAGUCUCCAGAGGAACUUUCUCAGCUUCUCAGGACACUUUAAAAACUACUCAGGUCUCUGUAAAUCUGUUCAGACGUGUUCCAGAGACUUCUUUAAACCACAGAGAACUCAUUUAAAGAUGUGGGUGUAAUAAAUAUUACAGUAAACACACUGCAAACUUCUCCAUGAGCCAAUCAGAAGCUUCAGACCUAAACAUCUCCUCCUCAUCAUCAUUCCUAUCUCACAUAAAAGCACAGCCAUUACUCAGACUUCUCCUGUAACUGCUGAUGUUUUCAAGACAGAUGUUCAGCAGUGUGUUAAUGAUGUUAGUUGGACUCUGGAAAUGUUCUCUCUCUCCCCUGGAAGGUGAUGGUGUGGAAUUCACUGUAAUGGACUUUCUACCUUCUCAGAUCUACUCUUUGUUUUUUUUUACUGAAGAAUAUCUUUCCUGUAAUAAUGAGAUGUAUAUUUUACAUGUCCUGUAGAAUUCUGUUUUUGUAAUGAUAACGUGACCUGGGAAAUGUAUUAAAUUUUAUUAAAUUGA